CUCUCUGUACCAUUGACGGCAACACAAUUACUAUGGUUUCUCUCAGGGUCUUUCUCAGCUUGCUUUUGGGCUGUAGCCUAUCUGCAGGUGUUACAUUAAAUCUAGCUCCUCUAGAUACUGAUGUGUCACCACGAACUAAAACCAUAGUGAUCUGUAAUGGUGACCGUGCGGUCUUGAAAUGUGCAUAUGGUGUGCUUCAGAUAACCGAUGCAAACUAUGGACGUACUAAUAGACGUGACUGCUCUGGAAGGCGUCCAGUCCUUCCCCAAAACACAAACUGCAUUUUCAACGCACUGGCUCCUGUUUCACAAAGCUGCAAUGGGCUGCGAAGUUGUGAGCUUUUUGCUACAACUGAUAUCUUCACUGAUCCCUGCCCUGACAUGCGCUCUUAUCUUUCCGUCACCUACUACUGCCUCCCACCUGAAAUCCGUUCAAGUGUAGUCUGUGAAAAUGCCAUUGUUAACUUCAAAUGUGAGGAUGGAUCUCUCGUACACAUCCAUGCUGCUAACUACGGGCGGACUGACAGCAGCACAUGUGCUGCUGGACGACCUGCUUCUCAAACUGCCAAAACCAACUGCUAUGCCUCAAAUUCGCAGACACUGGUUGCCAAUGCAUGUGAAGGGAAGAACGUCUGUGCCAUUUCAGCCUCCAAUGGUGUCUUCUCAGAUCCGUGUUAUGGCACAUACAAGUACCUGUACACUGCAUACUCCUGCGUGCCUCAGUUUUAUUGGACAUAUGGUGUGCUUCAGAUGACCGCUGCAAACUAUAUACGUACUAAUAGAGGCGACUGCUCUGGAAGGCGUCCAAUCUUCCCCAAAACACCAACUGCAACUUUAAUGCACUGGCUCCUGUUUCACAAAGAAAGGAUAGAGAUUUGUAAUGGUGACCGUGCGGUAUUGAAAUGCGCAUAUGGUGUGCUUCAGAUAACCGCUGCAAACUAUGGACGUACUAAUAGACGUGACUGCUCUGGAAGUCGUCCAGUCCUUCCCCAAAACACAAACUGCAUUUUCAACGCGCUGGCUCCUGUUUCACAAAGCUGCAAUGGGCUGCGAAGUUGUGAGCUUUUUGCUACAACUGAUAUCUUCACUGAUCCCUGCCCUGACAUGCGCUCUUAUCUUUCCGUCACCUACUACUGCCUCCCACCUGAAAUCCGUUCAAGUGCAGUCUGUGAAAAUGCCAUUGCUAACUUCAAAUGUGAGGAUGGAUCUCUCAUACACAUUCAUGCUGCUAACUACGGGCGAACUGAUAGCAGCACAUGUGCUGCUGGACGACCUGCUUCCCAAACUGCCAAAACCAACUGCUAUGCCUCAAAUUCACAGACACUUGUUGCUAAUGCGUGUGAAGGGAAGAACAGCUGCUCCAUUUCAGCCUCCAACGGUGUCUUCUCAGAUCCGUGUUAUGGCACAUACAAGUACCUGUACACCGCAUACUCCUGCGUACCUCAGUUUUAUUGGAGCUGAUCUUGAAGAUUUUUAGCACCUCUAAAUAGCUGCAUAUAAGUGUCUAAGCAUUUCUGUAACAAUGGCUUAAUUGUUAACCUAAUUUUUGACAUCUUAAGCAAAAUGUUUACCAUGAGAUUGCAUAACUGUAUAUCAUUAGUUUACUAAGCUGUAUUCAGCCUUUUGUGCAGGUGUCUUGUACGAUUAUCAUCCUUAUGCUCUGGGAAGUUGUGUUCAAUAAACCCUUUUAAAAGAAA
Danio rerio (zebrafish) is the source of this 1696-nucleotide messenger RNA. The record is from RefSeq and is a predicted model, not a curated record. NCBI's taxonomy places the organism in Eukaryota, Metazoa, Chordata, Actinopteri, Cypriniformes, Danionidae.